AUGAUUGUAAAAUUUCACAAAAAAACAGAAAGAAUAAAAGGAUUAUCAUUUCAUCCAAAAUAGCCAUGGCUUUUAGUUGGUCUUCAUUCAGGUGAAAUUUAAAUGAUUGAUUACAGAUAUGGAAGAGUAUUAAAUAAAUUAAUGUAAUAAAGACAAUAAAUGAAUUCUUUGAACAUGAAGGACCUGUGAGAUCAGUUUAAUUCCAUUAAUCUUUAUGUUUAUUUGUAUCAGGUAGUGAUGAUUUUACUGUAAGAGUAUGGAAUUAUAAAACUAAAAAAUGUUAAUUUGUAUUGCGUGGUCAUUUAGAUUUUGUAAGAUGUGUAAAUUUUCACUCAGAAUUACCAUGGUGUGUAUCAGGAUCUGAUGAUUCAACAUCAAGAAUUUGGAAUUAUUAAUCUAGAUAGAUGAUAGCUAUAGUUACAGGACAUAGUCAUUAUGUAAUGCAUUGUGAAUUUCAUCCAUCUAAAGAUUUUAUGAUUACAUGUUCAUUAGAUUAAACUAUUAGAUUGUGGUCAAUAACUUAACUUAAAAAGAAAUUUACAUCAAAAAAUGUAAUCAUAUACAUUUUAAUAUUAUAAAGAUAUAAUUAGGAGAAUCAACUAAUGAAUUAGAAUUAGUUUAAAUAUUAGAAGGACAUAAUUAAGGUGUAAAUUGGUGUUCAUUUAAUCCAAAAGAAAAUACUAUAUUAUCUGCUUCUGAUGAUAGAAAAAUUAAAAUUUGGAAAUUCACUGACACAAGAGUUUAUGAAUUAGAUUCUUAUAAUGGACAUACAGUAUUUUUUAAUUUAAUCUUUUUAGAAUAAUGUUAGUAGUGUUAUGUUUCAUCCUUUUGGAGAUUAUUCUUAUUUCAUAUCUAAUUCAGAAGAUAAAACAUUAAGAUUAUGGGAUAUAAAGAAAAAAAUUGAAGUUGAUUGUUUUACUAAUUAUGAAUUAGAUAGAUUUUGGGUAUGUGCUGUUCAUUAAUCAAAUAAUUAUUUUGCUGGAGGUAGUGAUUCUGCCUUAUAUAUAUUUACAUUAUUUAAAAAUAGGCCUGCUUUUCAUUUAGUUUAUAAUAAUAUCUUAUAUUUAGGAACUAGAAAAUUUAUUAAAAUUAUAGAUUUAUAAAAUGGAUCUGAUAAAAUCAUUAAAAAUCUAUAAGAAUUAUCAUGUGUUAAUGAUAAUUUACUUUAAGAUAAUGUUGAAUCAAUUCUAUAUAAUAUUUAUGAUAAUUAGAAGCCUCAAUUAAUUGCUAAAUUAAAAAAUCAUUCUCAUAAUAAAUCAAAAGGAGUUUCUAAAUUUUUAGUUUUUGAUUAAUAAACUAAUAAAUCAAAAUUCUUUUUAGCUAAAUCAGCUAUUUUUAUAGGAAAAUAUAAGAUUCUCAAAUCAAAAGAAAAUUCUGAAAUGGAAAUAUUUAAUUUUGAAACUGAUUCUCAAAUUCCUUUAGAUCAUAAAGCAGAUAGACUUUUUACUUUUGUUGGUGGAAAAGUAAUCUAUUAUUAAGAUUUAAUGAUAAAUAUUUUUGAUCCAAUCUAAAAAAAAAUUAUAAAUUAAGUUUCUUGUACAACAGAAUUUUAAAAUAUAAAAUAGAUAAAAAUAAAUGAAUAUUGUAUUUUAAUUCAAUCUAAAAAAGGAAUUUAUUUAUUUACAAAAGAUUUAUAACCAAUAACACAUAUUCUAGAAAAAAUAAACAUUAAAUCAAUUUUAUUUUUAAGUGAUGAAAUUAAUAUUGUACUAUAUUCAACAAAAGUACAUGUGAAAUAUCUUUUAUUGAAUGGAGAUAAUGGAAUCAUUUGUAGUAUGGAAACUGUACCUUAUUUAAUUUCAUUAUAACCUAUUCCAGAGUAAUCAGGUUUUUAGUAUAAAUUACAUUAUAUGGAUAAUAUGGAAAAAUUAUAAAAUAUCAAUAUGGAUUUUUCAGAAAUAUUUUUCAAAUAUGCAUUAAUUGAAAAAAAUCUUCCUUUUGUUUAGAAUUUUAUAAAAAAUCAUUAAAAAUUAGGUGAUUUAAUUAUUGCUUAUUUAUACUAAAAAGGAUAUUCAAUACUAGCUCUUUAAUUAGUAAAUGAUAAAAGAGCAAAAUUUUAAUUGGCUCUCUGUUCAAAUAAUUUAGAAAUGGCAUAUAGAACAUGUGAAGAUUUAAAGAAUCCAAAAUGUUACUAAUUGUUAAUGGAUGAAGCAAUGAGAUAAGGAAAUCAUAAUAUUUAUGAGGUUUGUUCAUCAAAAUUAAGAGCAUCUGAUAAAUUGGCAUUUCUUUAUACAAUAACUGGUUAAUAAGAAAAACUUAAUAUAAUAAGUAAUAUAGCAAAAGAAUAAAAAAAUAUAGAUUUAAGAUUUAAUACAUUAUUAUAAACAGAAAGCUUAAAUUAAAGAAUUUCAUUUUUAAAAAGCUGUAAUUUGGAUAAAUUAGCUAAUCUUAGUGAAUUAGCUCAUGGAUUAAAUGUUUAAACAAAUAAAAAUUGCUCUGAAGAUAUUGAAUGGUUAUAAUCUUUAAAACCGGAAGUAAUCAUAACUCCUCUUCCAAUAAUAAGAUCAAAUCAAAAUGCUUUAUUUUCAAUUAAUUGGCCUCAUAAUUUUGUAGAUGAAGUUGAAUAAUUCUAAUUAUCGGGUGAUAAUAUAAAAUUUGAAAAAUUAAAGGAAGUGGAUAUUAACAAUGCAAUUAAAAUUAAUCAUUCAGAUAUCUUAGAAACAAAUAAAUAAAUUAAACAAACACAAAGUUAAAAUGUUGAUUAAGCAGAUGAUCAAAAUGAAUAAUUUGAAGACUGUUAAUGGGAUUUAGAUGAAGUAGAACUAUUAGCAAAUAAUGAAUAAAGUUAAAAAAAUUUGGAUUUAAAAUCGUUAAAAUUUGGAUACCCAGAUUAUAAAAAAGGUAUAAGAUUUAUUUUUAUCAUAAGCAUUAUAGCCAGUUGAAUAUUUAGUUACAGAAUAGUAUUAACAAUGUUUUUAAAUUCUUUAAUAAAAUUAUAAUUUUGUAAGCUUUACAACUUGUAAAGAUUAUUUAAAAUAGAUAACUUUGAGAUCUAUUCUAGAUGUACCUUAAAUUCCAUUUUUAUGCCCUUCUCCAUUAAUUGUUUAAUCAUAAUAAGAUAAAAUCUUUAUUAAUAAAUCAUUUACAGAAUAACUUAAAUUAGGAUAUAGAUAAACAAGUGAUGGUAAAUUCCAAGAUUCUUUGAAUACAUUUAAAACUAUUUUAAGAUAAGCAAUAUUUUAGAAUUAAUAUAAUGAUAUUGUUCCUAUUUGUUUAAAUUAUAUCAUGGCAAUGAAAUGUGAAUUAGCAAAAAAAGAUUAAGAAAUCUCUAGAUAAAUAGAAUUGGCAUGUUAUAUGUCAAUGUGUGAUUUAUAACCAGCUCAUCGUUCUUUAACUUUAAGAGCUGCUAUGAGUUUAUCAUAUAAAAAUAAGAAUUACAUAACAGGAUCUCAAUUGGCUUAACAAUUAAUUAAAUUAUUGGAAUAAGCUCCAAAAGAUGCAUCUUAUGCUAAACCGACAGUAUUUGAAAAUGUUAAAAAAGUAAUAUAUUUUAUCUAUCAAGAUAUUUAAUAAUUGUCAAUAGUAUUAGACCAAUGAAUAUUAAAUUAACUUUUAACCAUUUUAUUUAAAUGAAGGAGCUAAAAAUUUAUGUGCAGAUACACUCACUUAUAAUAAUGAUAUAAAAUAGAUAUAUUUUUGUUCAUAUGAUAAGAGUAGACAUUUAUCAAAUGGAAUUUUGUGCCAAGUCUGUGAAUUGUGUAAUAUCAAUUGA
Messenger RNA from Paramecium sonneborni, 3712 nucleotides. The record is from the annotation of a GenBank genome assembly. Lineage: Eukaryota; Ciliophora; Oligohymenophorea; Peniculida; Parameciidae.